Messenger RNA from Cyprinus carpio (common carp), 2674 nucleotides. RefSeq lists its product as uncharacterized. The coding region runs from base 68 to 2674 and encodes 868 amino acids. The record is from RefSeq and is a predicted model, not a curated record. Gene Ontology annotation, molecular function: protein binding. The transcript has 15 exons. Lineage: Eukaryota; Metazoa; Chordata; Actinopteri; Cypriniformes; Cyprinidae.
AACAGACAGAAGUUGUUCAGCUCUGGCUACAGUUCUUGCUUCAGGUACCAGUCUGAAAGAGCUGAACAUGAACAAUAAUAAUCUGCAGGAUCCAGGAGUGAAGCUGCUCUGCACUGGACUGGAGAAUUUAAAGUGUGAACUGGAGAUACUGAGACUCUCUGACUGUGGUAUCACUGAAGAGGGUUAUAAAGCUCUGGCUUCAGCUCUGAGAUCUAACCCUUCACACCUGAUAGAGCUGGAUCUCACAGGAAAUGAUCCUGGACAAUCAGGAGUGAAGGAGCUCAAUGAUUUACUACAGGAUCCAAACUGUCGACUGAAGACACUGAGGUUUUUGAGUCCUGAUGCAGAAGAAGCCUGUCAGUAUGUGACUGGAGUUGUGGGUAAAAAUCCAUUACUCCUGAGAGAACUGAAUCUGAGUGAAAAUGAACUAGGAGACACACGAGUGAAUCAGAUCACUGCUCUACUGCAGGAUAAACACUGUAAACUCAACACACUACAGCUGCGUGGUUGUGGUCUAACAGAGGAAAGUUGUUCAGCUCUCGCUACAGUCCUGAGAUCAAACUCCAUUCUGAAAGAACUUGACAUGAGCAACAAUAAUCUGCAGGAUUCGGGAGUGAAGAAACUCCAGAACGGAUUAGAAGAUACAAACUGCACACUGGAGAAACUUGGACUCUCAGACUGCAGUAUCACUGAAGAAGGUUAUAAAGCUCUGGCUUCAGCUCUCCCCGCCCCAGUGCCUUUCUUCCCAGAAGUGCAUGAGGAGGUGACCAGGUCAUGGAAGGUACCUUUUUCUGCCCAAAUCCAGUUUGGUGCCUCCUCCUCCCUCACUACCUUCGAUGGUGGGGCAGCCAGGGGUUACGAGGCAAUCCCCCUGGUGGAGCGCGCAAUUGUGAUGCAAUUGUGUCCAAGGAGAGCUUCCACCUGGAGGGGUAACCCUUGUCUCCCAUCCAGGGCCUGUAAGUUCUCGUCCGUGUUUACGGCCAAGACUUAUGGUGCCACUGGACAGGCUGCCUCCGCCCUGCAUGCCAUGGCACUUCUGCAAGUAUACCAGGCCAAGGCAUUAAAGGAGUUGCACAAGGGUAGUUCUGACCCAGGGUUGAUGCAGGAGCUGCGCACGAGACAUUUAUGGCGGGACCUGUAUCCCAUGCCUGUGGCAAUGCCUAGGGUCGAUGAAUUGGUGGAACGUCUGGGGAAGGCCAGAUACCUGAGCACGUUAGACCUGUGUAAAGGUUACUGGCAGGUUAUGCCGUUUGGACUGCACGGAGAUGCAGCUACUUUUCAGCGGCUGAUGGAUCAAGUGCUCUCUGGGACUGAGGACUUUGUGGCUGCUUAUAUCGACGAUGUGGUGAUCUACAGUGCAUCCUGGAAGGAACAUCUGCAUCACUUAGCAGAGGUGUUUCAAAGGAUACAUAAUGCAGGAUUGGUGGUCAAUGCCAAAAACUGUAACUUGGCGAAACCUGAAGUUUCCUAUCUGGGCUACUUUACAGAGAAACAGUGUUUCAUCCUGACUUCAACUCUGAAAUCAAACCCAUCACACCUGAGAGAACUGGACCUGAGUGGAAAUAAAAUAGAAAACAAAGGAGUGAAGCACUUAUGUGAUCUACUGAUUGAUUUCCACUGUAAAAUGGAGAGACUGAGGUUAAGAGGCUGUGAUAUGACAGAUGAAGGAUGUUCUGCUCUGACUUCAGCUCUGAAAUCAAACCCAUCACACCUGAGAGAGCUGGACCUGAGUGAGAAUAAACUAGGAGACUCUGGAUUUGAAAACAUUAGCAAUCUACUGAAGAACCCAGAAUGCAAGCUGGAAAUACUAGCACUGUGUAAAUGCAGUAUUAAAGAGAAGCAGUGUGUCUUCCUGACUUCAGCUCUGAAAUCAAACCCAUCACACCUGAGAGAACUGGACCUCAGUGGAAAUGUACUUAAACACACAAGAGUGAAUAAAUUUUAUGAUAUACUGAAGGAAUCACGAUUUAAACUGGAAAGAUUGAGGUUAAGGUACUGUGCUAUAAAACCUGAAGAUUGUUCAGCUCUGACUUCCGCUCUGAAAUCAAAGUCAUCACACCUGAGAGAGCUGGCCUUGAGUGGGAAUGAACUUGGCCAGUUGGGAGCAACAAACCUCUGUGAUAUACUGAUGAAUCCACAAUGCAAGCUGGAAAAACUAGAUCUGUGUAGAUGCAGUAUUACAGAGAAACAGUGUCUCAUCUUGACUUCAGCUCUAAAAUCAAACCCAUCACACCUGAGAGAGCUGAACCUCAGUGUGAAUCAACUAGGAGACUCUGGAGUUGAAAACCUUGGUGUUCUGUUGGGCAGUUCAGAAUGCAAGCUGGAAAAAAUACAUCUGUGUGGGUGCAGAAUUACAGAGAAACAUUGUCUCAUCCUCACUUCAGAACUGUGUUCAAACCUUUCACACCUGAGAGAGCUGGACCUCAGUGGGAAUAAAAUAGAAAACAAAGGAGUGCAGAUCCUGUGUGACAUACUGAAUAAUUCACACUGUAAACUGGAGAGAUUGAGUCUAAAUGACUGUGGCAUUACAGAUGUUGCUUGUUUGGCUCAGACUUUGGCUGAAACAAAAGUACUGCUGUUUUUAAAAGAGCUUGAUCUGAGUAACAAUAAAAUAGGAGGCUCAAAGCAGCAGCUCAUUGAUGUGCUGCAAGACUCAAACUGUGAACUGAAGUGA